Molecule: messenger RNA, 2548 nt
Organism: Formica exsecta
Lineage: Eukaryota; Metazoa; Arthropoda; Insecta; Hymenoptera; Formicidae
Product: TBC1 domain family member 14-like
Exons: 1
Coding region: 497-2374 (625 amino acids)
Source: RefSeq, a predicted model, not a curated record
GAUUCUUUGAUCUCGCGACUAAUUUCAAAGAGCGUGAUUUUUUUUUGCUGCGGUUUGUGACUAUAUAUAUUCGAUCCUCUCAUUCCUGCCUCGCAUCCGAUAUUAUCGGAUGCUGUAUUUUUAGACGCGACCGACGAGUAUCUUAUCCGUUGGAUAUAGAAUUCAAAUAACGAUUUUACGGGGCGAGACCGAGGUAGAAUAUUACAAAUAUGUGACGUGCGCGUGACACUUGGAGUGACCGAUCGUACCGUCUGCUCUAGGAGUCGCUGGAUUGAGAAUCACCUACGGAUUUCUACGGUCUGCGUAGCAGUCGACAUAUCAUUGGACCAUCGAAACGAACCGUCCUUUUCCAUGCUGGCCCUUUGCAGACCCUUGAUAAUCGAUAAGGAAGCAUGUACGGAUUCAUGAAUCUCGCGUCGACUCCUUCGACGCGCGAACGACCAUCCACCUCGAUCAGAGGCGACCUGGACGAGAGGUUAGGAGAUUGCGACCAGCUAUGAAGAGUCCCGCAACGUCCCCACGCUUGAAUGGCACCAACGCGUCAAUUCCCGUCCCGUCACAGAGCCUCCAAGUGUCGGGGGAAAGCGUAAAGUCACGCUACAAUAAUGCUGCCAACAGUUUCCAAAUGGUGAAGGUUGCUGGACGCGAGUCCGGUUGCUAUAUCGCCAGUAACAUCGCGCCAAAGGUCGGCAAGCAGCAGUUGGUGUCCUUAAACGGAGACUCGGUGCGCUGCGACAGCGUCAACGUCGACGAGGCCCUGGCGUGCGAUGUGGCGCCCAUACCGGCGACGAAGACCAAGGCUCUGUGCGUGCACAUCAGGGAGAACAAGUGGUACGACGCGGGUAACGUGGUUUCUGUAGGGGUAGCGGGAACCAGUCUGAAUCAUGCCCUGGAAAGCAUGUCCUUGGCUUACAAUCCUUCCACGAAGCAACUGUAUUCUGUAGAGGAAGCUAAAACUCCCAACAAUGCACAAAUCGACUGUUCUACUUCUCAGUAUUUGGAAUCUCCGUGUAAUGGUAAGGAACGAUCCUGCAAACCUGAAACGGACAAAUAUACGAAGCUCGAGAAUGUCAGUGCAAACAGCAGCCCAAGGAAUAGCCUGCCACGGUCGUGUAGUAGCACAGUGUCUUCCCUUAGCGAAAUAUCACCGUCAGGAAGCUUCCUGGGAUCUGACGAGCAACAUCUUGUGGAAAAAAGCGAAAAAGCAUCUAAACGUUGGGGAUUAAACUCACUUUUUACAAAGAAUGUGUUUUCAUGGAAAAAUCGGGAUUCUCAACAGUCGACACCUACUGGUAGUCCAUCAAGAAAUAUAGACAAGGUAGGCGGUAGUACAGCUUUAAUUCAACAGCCGAGACCAGCAAAUUUACCAGCUAAAAAUUUGUUGGAAGAAGAACGACACCGUAAGCAAUACACUGCUAUUUUAGAAGCAGCGAGGAAAAGAGAAUUGCGCGAAGAGAAAGAGCGUAAGCAGCAACGAGAGUAUCAGCUAAAAGAAGAAGAAAGAUUAGCCGAGGAUUCUAAUACAUGGAAUGUGUAUGUCUUACCUAAAUUCGAAAGUGUUAAGAAUACAAAGAAAGUAAGGGAGCUAUGGUGGCGUGGUUUACCGCCGAGUGUACGUGGUAGAGUAUGGAAAUUAGCGAUUUCGAAUAAUUUAAAUAUAACGCCGCAUCUCUAUAAUCUUUGCUUAGAGAGAGCAAUGUCGAGCCCAAAUAAUGAGUCAUUAGCUGCAAUCAGAUUAGAUGUAUCUCGUACCUUUCCUACCUUAUGUGUCUUUCAAGAGGGUGGACCAUUAUCCAAUAGCCUUCAGGGUAUUUUGGCAGCAUAUGCCGUAUACAGACCAGAUGUAGGCUACGUGCAAGGAAUGAGUUUUGUUGGUGCUGUGCUAUCAUUAAACAUGGAACCAUCAGACGCCUUUGCUUGCUUCGCGAAUUUGCUAAAUUAUCCUUGUCACAGAGCCGCCUUUACAUUGGACCAAAAAAGAAUGAACACUUAUUACAAGGUAUAUUCCAGUGCUCUUGCGCAUAAGCUGCCAAAAGUCUUUUCCCAUUUCACUGUAGCUGGAUUAAGUCCAGAUUUAUAUCUAUUAGAUUGGUUAUAUACUAUAUAUGCCAAAGCAAUGCCUCUUGAUGUUGCAUGUAGAGUCUGGGAUGUCUUUCUCAGAGAUGGAGAUGAGUUCCUCUUCAGAACAGCGCUGGGAGUAUUGCACUUGUAUCAGGAAGAGUUGUUGAAAAUGGACUUUGUACAUGGUGCACAGUUUCUUACUAGAUUGCCAGAGAAUUUACAAGCAGAAUCUUUAUUCAACAGUAUUAGCCAAAUGUCUACUACUGUUGGGACGACAACGUUUCAGCAAAUGUUGAUACAAUUUUCUGCAUAAUUUAGUAUCGAAAGGUAUAGAAAAUUGAAUUACAAUUUUUCUUAUUGUGAUAAGAAAAUCUGAGUCUUUAUGCAAAAACAUUUUAUAUAUUGUUAUUGGUUAUUAUUUCAAAUAUUUAAAAUCUAAUGCAAUUUUUAUAAUUUUUAUAUUUUUAUUAUAGUACUAUGAUUUAUA